Messenger RNA from Rodentolepis nana, 717 nucleotides. Lineage: Eukaryota; Metazoa; Platyhelminthes; Cestoda; Cyclophyllidea; Hymenolepididae. The record is from the annotation of a GenBank genome assembly.
AUGCCCUCUCUUCGAAAUCGAUCAAAAUCACCAAAAUCCGCUUGUAAAAUCAAGGCAAUAAAUGAGAACCUACCUAUGGUUCGCUUAGAGCGUCUCCCUCCCGAAACUGUCGAUCAAUUCAAAAUCCCAGAAACCCCCAUUGAUUCGGAGAAUAUCGAACCCAAAGUGCGCUCUUUGAGGUCAAGAAAUACCUUUCACUCAACUGUAAAUGAUACGCCGCGUACUCCAGAAAAAUCUGCUGAUCUGGAUAAACCGUCUUGUCGUGUACGGGGUCCUCUGAGAGUAAAAAAUACCAUGGUAUCGCCUCGUACUCCUGUAAAAUCAGCUGAUGCACCAUCAGUUCCCAAGAGUACUAAGCGCAUUACUUUGCGAAGUCGAAAUACAGUAAUGACGGUGCCUUCCGCCUCCAUCCAGGAGAGAGCUCGGACACCACGGACAUGUAAGGAGGUGGCUAUGGCAAAGAUCAUCCAGUGCUAUGCUGAACUCUCCCUCAGUCCCAAAUCAAAGAGGGUGACCCAGACCCCAUCACGCACUCCUCUCACUAGAAGACAUACUGAAAAAGGUGAGUGUUUGAAGAAAUUCUUUAAUCUUCUCUACUCCUAUUCUUCCAGACCUGCUAAGAAGACAAAUAUUGUGCUCCAUUUAUUAAUUGAUGGAUUCAUGACAGAUCUCGGAAAUAAGACGGACUGCCUAUACUCAAACGAUAGCAUUAACUAA